UAGACCCGCCUCCCUGGCUGUGGUGCGCUCGGUGCGUCUCUCUCCCCCUGUGCGCUUCAAACCCAUAUUCCACUGGGAAAGAGAGAGAGAGGGAGAGAGAGGGAGCGAGAGAGAGAGAGUGCAGGACCCUGGGAUAAGAGCAACGAAAGAAAAAGAGGAGAGAAAAACGGAACAACGACACAAAUGGCACUCAUGGCAGGGAUUUUGUUCACGGCCACCUUUCUUGUUUUUGGAAUAUCUACAUUUGUUUCGUCGGCACGGAUAUACCCCCCAAAUGAAGUCACGUUAUUGGACUCCAGAGCUGUACAGGGGGAGCUGGGAUGGGUCGCCAACCCGACAGAAGGAGGGUGGGAGGAAGUGAGUAUUAUGGAUGAGAAGAACAUUCCCAUUCGGACGUACCAGGUGUGUAACGUCAUGGAGCCAAACCAGAACAACUGGCUCCGCACGGACUGGAUCCCCCGCGGCGGUGCCCAGCGCGUCUACAUCGAGAUCAAGUUCACCCUCCGAGACUGCAACAGCCUCCCGGGGGUCAUGGGAACCUGCAAGGAAACCUUCAACCUUUACUACUACGAGUCCAACAACGACAAAGAGCGCUACAUCCGCGAGAACCAGUUCGGCAAGAUCGACACCAUCGCCGCCGACGAGAGCUUCACGCAGGUGGACAUCGGCGAUCGCAUCAUGAAGCUGAACACGGAGGUUCGAGACGUGGGCGCCUUGACCCGCAAGGGCUUCUAUUUGGCCUUCCAGGAUGUCGGAGCGUGCAUUGCGCUCGUGUCUGUCAGGGUCUUCUACAAGAAGUGCCCUUUAGCGGUGCGUAACUUGGCCCAGUUUCCUGACACCAUCACUGGAGCCGAUACGUCCUCGCUUGUGGAAGUUCGUGGCUCGUGCGUGGAUAAUUCAGAGGAGAAGGAGGUUCCCAAGAUGUACUGCGGGGCCGAUGGAGAGUGGUUGGUGCCCAUUGGGAACUGCCUGUGCAACCCUGGAUAUGAGGAGCGCAAUGCAGAAUGCCAAGCCUGUAAGAUCGGUUACUACCGCGCUCUGGCCACUGAUGGCUCCUGCUCCAAGUGUCCACUCCACAGUUACUCCGUCAGGGAGGGAUCCACCUCCUGCGUCUGCGACAAGGGAUACUUUCGCUCGGAAACAGACCCGGCAUCCAUGGCCUGCACCCGUCCUCCGUCGGCGCCCGUCCACCUCAUCUCCAAUGUGAACGAGACCUCUGUAAACCUGGAGUGGAGCGCGCCGCGCAGCUCGGGGGGACGCCAGGACUUGACAUACAAUGUGGUGUGUAAGCGCUGCGGGCCCGACGGCCGGCGCUGUCAACCCUGCGGUAACGGCAUCCACUUCAGCCCCCAGCAGCUGAGCCUGAAGGGAACCAGGGUGUCCAUCAACGAGCUGCAGGCCCACACCAACUACACCUUCGAAGUGUGGGCGGUGAACGGAGUCUCCCCUCAGAGCCCCGGGCCGGAGCAGGCGGUGUCAGUGACCGUCACCACCAACCAGGCCGCUCCCUCUCCAGUGACUUCCAUCCAGGCAAAGGAUAUCACAAGACACACCAUCUCACUGGCCUGGCAGCCACCGGAUAGAGCCAACGGGGUCAUCUUAGAGUAUGAAGUCAAGUAUUAUGAGAAGGACCAAAAUGAAAGAAGCUACCGAAUAAUCAAAACAUCAUCGAGGAACACCGACAUCAAGGGCCUCACCCCCCUCACUUCCUACGUGUUCCACGUCCGCGCUCGCACAGCGGCGGGUUACGGGGAAUUCAGCGGCCCGUUUGAGUUCAUGACCAACUCCGUCCCAGCUCCCAUUAUCGGCGAUGGGGCCAACUCCACAGUGUUACUGGUGUCAGUGGUGGGCAGCGUGGUCCUCCUCAUCAUCCUCAUCAGCGCUUUCGUCAUCAGCCGAAGAAGGAGUAAGUACAGCAAGGCCAAGCAGGACUCUGAUGAAGAAAAGCACUUACAUCAAGGAGUGAGGAUAUACGUCGACCCUUUUACCUACGAGGACCCGAACCAAGCCGUCCGCGAGUUCGCCAAAGAGAUCGACGCCUCCUGCAUCAAGAUCGAGAAAGUCAUCGGCAUCGGGGAGUUCGGCGAGGUCUGCAGCGGCCGCCUGAAGAUGCCGGGCAAGAGGGAGAUCUGCGUGGCCAUCAAGACUCUGAAGGCCGGCUACACCGACAAGCAGAGGAGGGACUUCCUGUCCGAGGCCAGCAUCAUGGGCCAGUUCGAUCACCCGAACAUCAUUCACCUGGAGGGCGUGGUCACCAAAUGUAAGCCAGUGAUGAUUAUCACAGAGUACAUGGAAAAUGGAUCGCUGGAUGCAUUCCUGCGGAAGAACGACGGGCGCUUCACCGUCAUCCAGCUGGUCGGCAUCCUGCGUGGCAUCGCGUCGGGCAUGAAGUACCUGUCAGAUAUGAGCUACGUCCACCGCGACCUCGCCGCUCGCAACAUCCUGGUCAACAGCAACCUGGUGUGCAAGGUGUCCGACUUCGGCAUGUCCCGGGUGCUGGAGGACGACCCCGAGGCUGCAUACACCACCAGGGGAGGGAAGAUCCCCAUCCGCUGGACGGCCCCAGAGGCCAUCGCUUACAGGAAGUUCACCUCGGCCAGCGACGUGUGGAGCUACGGCAUCGUCAUGUGGGAGGUGAUGUCAUACGGCGAGCGGCCAUACUGGGACAUGAGCAACCAAGACGUAAUCAAGGCUAUUGAUGAGGGCUAUCGGCUGCCACCGCCCAUGGACUGCCCCGUGGCGCUCCACCAGCUCAUGCUGGACUGCUGGCAGAGAGAGAGGGCCGACCGGCCAAAGUUUGGACAGAUCGUCAACAUGCUGGACAAGCUGAUCCGCAACCCCAACACUCUGAAGAGGACCGGGGGAGAGACCGCAGUCAGUCGGCCCAACACCACCCUGCUGGAGCCAGGGAGCCCCGAGGCGUCCUCGGCCGUGGGCACAGUGGAGGACUGGCUGCAGGCCAUCGGCAUGGAGAGAUACUGCGACAACUUCACCGCCGCCGGCUACACCACUCCAGAGGCUGUGGUCCACAUGACACAAGAGGACAUGGCUCGCAUAGGUAUCUCCUCGGCAGCACACCAGAACAAGAUCCUGACCAGCGUCCAGGGAAUGCUGUCCCAAAUGCAACAGAUGCAAGGCAGAAUGGUUCCCGUCUGAGAGAUUUUAAAACAAAGGCAAAAAGGAAAAGGAAGCAAAGCGACUUCGUUUCUUAUGAAAAAAAUAAAUAAAUAACAAAAAAGAUUAAAUAUUAAAAAAAAAAAAAAAAAACAGACAAAUAAACUAUGAAGAAAUAGUUUACCUCAUCCAUGCACUUUAAAUUGGAUCUAAAAGAAAAGAAGACGUUGAUGAAGAAGAAAAAAAAAAGUGGUGAAAAUGGCACUUUUUUAAAAAAUCAGACCUUUACCUUGCCCUUUUUUUUUGUUGUUGUUUUGGAGAAAGGGGCUUCUGUCUGCAGCAUUUAUGGAUAGAUGAAGGGAUGGCUGGAAAAAUGCUUCCAAGAGGCCAAUCUGGAGUGCCUUUAACUGGUCUGGAAAGGAAAAGCGAGGAAGAGGGGGAACCAUACCUUUCUUGCUCUUCUUUGGGCAGAGUGUUGUUUCUGGAACUUUCUUUCUGGAAUAAUCCGCAGAGCAGAUGAUUUUUUUUUUUUUUGAUUUCCUGUGACUGUGUUUAUUGUACAUGAAUUGUUUCUGUGGGACUCGCAGGCUGCCCCGGCCGUCAUUGUUCUGUCUCUCAGCUGGAUCUGUUUGGUAUCUCACAGACAAAAUGGAGGAUCCUCCAAACAGUGAAUCUCUGAGAGGUUGAGGGUUGGAUUCCGAGGGGAGAUGGCGGCGCAGCGAGGGCUUAUUUUGAGGCGCUUCUUGUUGUUUUUCGCUCAGUUCUGGCCUUGUUUUUCUCCCAGAACGCUGUAUUUUGUUGCCCUCAGGACGUUGCUGAGAAUGUCUUUGAUCUUCCAGAGGAGCCUUUCCCACUCCCCUGUCUUCCCAAAAACGCUCUCCCACACCUCAGAUAAACACACAAUUUGGAUUCUUCCAUUCAUCUCCCCCGUCUGAAUCGAAGCUCCCACCCCUGUGUCGCUGCAGGACCCUCCAUCUCUUCCUCAUCACUUUUGAUAGACAGCUGUUUGAACCAGUUGGAAUUUAUUGGCAGGAUUUAUUCGGACAAAGGGAUGCAACAGAGGCAGUAUGGAUGCAAAGUCAAUUGGAAUCAUCAGCAUUGUCAUCGCCAAGAAAACACGCUCACCUGUGCUCCAACCGUCAUCAAGCUGCUGCCGUCCAUCAUAAACAGGAUCCCGGCCUCGCUCGCCACGACCAGAAUUCUUCCUCCUCUUCUUCCUCUUUGUCUUCCUCCUCCUGCUCCCCUUCCCCGCCCUCCUUCCUCCGCCUCCUCCUUGGAGCCUCCUCCGACACCGAGAUGACAAAUCCAUCCCCAAGCGUCUGGGACAUCCGCCGUCACAACACGUCGACUUGACAAACUAGCCACCGUCUGCUUGUGGCCAUCCAGCAAUGUACUGGAAUUUACUAUGAAUGAUUUAACAGCAUAAAAAAGAGACAAUAAGAAGAAUGUAAUAUAAUCGAGAAGCCCUGCUCCAGCGGAUAAUGUGCUUUUAUUUUGAAGGUUUCAAAUUUUUUUUGUGAUUUUUAUUUUUUAUUUUUUAUUGCUUAAUUCUGUUUGCAUGUAAAGUAACAAGCGUUUGAUUUGAGCGUGCGAAAGUGAUGAUGUGUGUGAGUGUGUGUGUGUGCACGUGUGUUUGUGUGUGUGUGUGUGUAUGCGUGUGUGUGUGUGUGUGUCUAGCUGAAUGAGUGAAAAGGUCUUUGAAGUACUAUCAGUAAUCGUGUCUGUUCUCAUGCCACUGUGGAGGAGGAGGAGAUAACAGAGUUGUAUUGUUUUUGAUAUAUAAAAAAAAAAAAAAGGAAAACCCUGGACUUUUUUUUUUUUUUCUUUGCUUUCGUGUUGUCUAAAAAAAAAAAAAAAAACUAAAAAACAAAAAUAAAAAACAAUGUAAGGUGUGUUUGCUCCCGUCGUGCAAACUCUACUCAGCCACAGCAUUUACUGAACAGCUUUCUGGAACACAAAACCAGUUCUGCUUUGGCAAAUGGACACAUGGAGACACAGACCAGAGUGACUGAAACCCUCCUGUGCAUACAAACCAAUCCCCCCCCCCCCCAAUCAAGUUUGGACUCUCCGAGCUCAUGACAAGUCAAGGAGGAAGUGUUGGAGCCAUCUCUCUGUUGAAGGUUGGAAAACGACGCACCUGUACACAACAAAAAGGAUCACAGACGUAAGGAAGAAGGUGUUCGAGAAGGGAAAACUGUUGGUUAUUUUUUAUUUUUUCCAGAGCACAUCAUACAGCUACAGGUUUUACCCAAUGGACUAUAUUCCUUUUGUUCCUUUUAUCUCUUUAAACUAUACUUAUGUGAAUGUUUUUGAACUCGCAAGUGACGCUUCAUAUAAUUCAAAAAAACACCUCCGCCCUUAAUACAGCUCUACUGCUCUUUCCUGUUUUGGCAAUGCGGUUUUUUUUUUUUGUUUGUUUGUUUUCUUUUUAGUUUUUUUUGGGUUUUAUCUUUCGAUUAAAAAAGGACCUGUUUGGAAAUAUGCAAGACAUGUUGGGAAGGAGAUGGAAACCAGAAUGUACUGUAAAAUACUUUUUUCCUUUACUUAAAUGUCGGAAGAUUUGAAAAAAAGAAAAAAAAUUAACAAGUCGCCAGAGUUAAUGUUUGUCAUUGUAUGCCUUCCGAUGCCAUAUGAUCUAGCCAUGUAGAUCUAACAUUCUCUCAAUCUUUUUUUGUACUUUUUUUUUUUUUGACAUGAUCAUGAAUUUUUUGUUUUUCUUUGCCUUGUUUUUUUUUUUUUGUUUUAUUUGGGUUUUUUUUUUUGUCAAGGAGCUCUAGGUACAUGUAACUUAUGUCAUUUAUUUAUGUCCUUUUAUAUCUAGUUUGUAAAAUAAUAGCCUAAAGUGAAGAAAAUAAAGGGGUGCCAAAGUGCAUUCUUAUUAAAGUAGAAACCAUA
Molecule: messenger RNA, 6009 nt
Organism: Seriola aureovittata
Lineage: Eukaryota; Metazoa; Chordata; Actinopteri; Carangiformes; Carangidae
Gene: epha4l
Product: eph receptor A4, like
Exons: 18
Coding region: 184-3156 (990 amino acids)
Biological process (GO): protein phosphorylation; axon guidance; negative regulation of axon extension
Cellular component (GO): neuron projection; plasma membrane
Molecular function (GO): protein binding; transmembrane-ephrin receptor activity; ATP binding
Source: RefSeq, a predicted model, not a curated record